Hippocampus zosterae (dwarf seahorse) is the source of this 4390-nucleotide messenger RNA. RefSeq names its product TGF-beta activated kinase 1 (MAP3K7) binding protein 2 (gene tab2). Gene Ontology annotation, molecular function: ubiquitin binding; K63-linked polyubiquitin modification-dependent protein binding. Gene Ontology annotation, biological process: positive regulation of protein kinase activity. Lineage: Eukaryota; Metazoa; Chordata; Actinopteri; Syngnathiformes; Syngnathidae. The record is from RefSeq and is a predicted model, not a curated record.
AAGUCCAUCACGGAAUCGAGUCUCCUCCCACCGCGAGCACAACUUUUGGAAAGUGGAAGAGAGAGAGAAAAAAAAGUCUUCCUCUCGCGAUAGUACCUCGCUUAUACAGCCGCCAUAUUGUGCGACAGUAUUAUGAUUCGUAUCUACUGGAAGUGAGGAAAAAGAGAAAAGUGAAGGGCCGUCGAGGGGAGGGGAGGGGGGCUAAAGAAGAAGAGCUGUCAAAAAGGUAUUGCCGUGUCCGUCUCAAAGCGGAGGGCUGGGGCUCGCUUCCCCCCCCCCCCUCCCUCGCCCCCCUCCCUCCCCGAGCGUUAUUUCGAGGACACAUUAAGGCCCGGGGCCUCGGAAGCAACUUCGCUUUUCGUCUGCCCGAUACUGGUUGGAGCUUUCCCGGGUUCUCGUGUGCCAGCGCCCCGGCCCUCUGGAGGUCCGGCGGCGUUCAGGGCUGUCGAACGCGACCCGAGCCGAGGCGAGGCGGCGGACACGGCGAAAGUCCAAGAAGACUUUCAAGAUGAAGGCUUUUUGCUGCCGCAACUAAGUGGAGAGUGCGCCCACCGCAACAAGUCGUCCCGACCUGGCAACAGACGAAUGGCCCAGGGAAGCCACCACAUUGACAUUCAGGUUUUGCGGGACCUGCGCCAGAAGUUCCCUGAAGUCCCCGAGGGGGUGGUGUCCCACUGUGUUCUGCAGAAUAACAACAAUUUGGACGCGUGCUGCGAAUAUUUGUCCCAGGUCAGUCCGGGCUACUUGUACGGCGAGGAGGCCAAGGUCCACUUUUGCGAGGGGCCGCGCAAUCACAUGACCCAGCUGAACCUGGGCCCGCAGUCUCACAAUGCGCACGCGGCCCCGCCGCGGGACGGCCUGAGGAUGAACGGCGGCCGCGCGCCGGCCCGCGGCCCCGGCCCGGACGCCUCGGAGCCCCCGCGCAAGCCGCGGCCCCCGCAGCACCUGGGACUCUACCCGCCGGGCGCCAAAGGAGCGGGCGGGGCCCCGCAGCAGGCGGCGCCGCGCUUCAACCCCAUCACGGUGACGCUGGCGCCUCACAUCCAGACGGGCCGCAGCACGCCCACGUCCUUGCACAUCCACGGCGGGCCGCAGUCGGGCCUGAGCAGUCCGCAGGGCAACUCCAUCUACAUCCGGCCCUACGUGAGCCAGUGCGCCGGCGGGCGGGGCGGGGGGGCCCCCGCCGCCCAGCCUCCCGGCCAGCAGCUCUACCAGAUCUGCCACCCUGCGCCGCCCCCGCCUUCGCACGGGCAGGGCCACCGCACGUCUCACGUCUACGUGCCCAUCGGCUCGCCCACCAAUUCGCAGGCGCCCUCGGCGUUCCCCCCCGGGGGGCAGCCGUCCCCGUCCUCCUGCUCGUCGUCCUCGUCGUCGUCCUCGUCGUCGUCCUCCGUCAUGCCCGCCUCGCUCUCCGCCGUCAGCCAGUACAACAUCCAGAACAUCUGCACGGGCCCGCGCAAGAACCAGAUCGAGAUCAAACUGGAGUCCCCCCAGAGGAGCAACUGUGCCACUGCGACGGCCGUGCUGCGGGCGGCCGGCGGCGCCGGCGGGGGCGGCGGCUCCCGUUCGGCAUCCGCCUCCUCCUCCUGCCCUUCGUCCUCCUCGGCCGGGGCCCCCGCCCUCCCCAGCGCGCCGCUCUCCAUCGGGGGCUCGGGUCUGAGCCGCAGCCAGCCCACCGUCUACAUCUCGGCGAGCCCGCCCUCCCCCGCCCCCGCCCCUCCCGAGGAGGCGGCGUCCCGCUCCCAGCCCAAGUUUUACAUUUCGGCCAACUCCUCGGCCGAGGACGGCGGCGCUCGGAACCCCCCCACGGUCUACAUCUCGGCUAACCCUCCGUUGCAGGGGCCGGCGGGCGGCAGGAGCGUCGGGGGCCAGGUGAGCAUGGGCCCCGCCUACAUCCACCACCAUCCGCCCAAAUCCCGGGCCUCGGCGGGAGUGGGGGGCGGCGCCGCCUCCUCGCCACGCGUGGUGGUGACUCAGCCCAACACCAAAUAUACUUUUAAAAUCACUGUGUCCCCCAACAAGCCCCCCGCCGUGUCCCCCGGGGUCGUGUCCCCGACCUUUGAGCCCAACAAUCUCCUGGGCCUCCCGCCGGAGCACCGCUUUGCCGAGCCGGACCCCCUCCGCCUCUCGGAGCCGCUCUCGCCGGCCGGCGAGCGAGCCGGCGAGCCGCGCCGACUCAGCGUGGGCUCCGACGACGCCGCCUACACGCAAGCCCUGUUGGUCCAUCAGAAGGCCCGCAUGGAGCGGCUGUGGCACGAACUGGAGCUGAAGAAAAAGAAGCUGGAGAAGCUAAAAGAGGAGGUCAACGAGAUGGAGAACGACCUGACCAGGAGACGACUGGAGAGAUCCAACUCGGCCUCCCAAAUCCCUUCGAUGGAGGAGAUGAAGCAGCUGCGAUGCAAAAACCGCCUGCUCCAGAUCGACAUCGACUGCCUCAGCAAGGAAAUUGACCUCCUGCAAAAAAGAGGUAAGCCUCGCGGCCCUUUUGAGCCGAGCCCCCCGGUGAACCUGGCGGCGUGUUCCUCUUGCGCGGCAGACGCUCCCACUUUGGCGGAGCAGGAGGAAGACGAGGGCACGCAGUGGAGCUGCACGGGCUGCACCUUCCUCAACCACCCGGCCCUCAACCGCUGUGAAGAGUGCGACCUCCUACGGGACUUUUGAGCCGCCUGCUUGAAUCGCAGAAGAGAACCGGGGGGGCGCUGGGAUUCUGUCCCUCCUGGGAUGGCCUCUUUUCUCCAUCUUUAGUUUUUUGCUGACCCCACCCCACUGAAGUUUGCGGCAUGCUGUCCUCCUGAAGCUUUGACUGGAUACCGUUUACAGCUUGUGGUUUUUUUCCCCCCCCUCAAGGCAGGCACCGGUGGAUAAUACCUCACGUUAGACACUCAGAUCGCGUGGGGUCUUUUUUUUUUUUUUCUGCCCCCGCUCAAGGUCCCCUUCCCUCAUUGGGAGGCGGGGGCGGGGGGGAUACCUCGCUGCUCCCACUCACUCACAGUAUUACGAGCGUGACCCCUCGCAGUGUCACAUCCUCACCGCAGGCGCCGACGUGACGUGUCUUUGGCCCGACGGGAGUCCCCCUUCACCCCCCGGUGGCUUGCCGCGGGGAUUUGGCAAUGUCGGUCCGCGGCGCUCCAUCCAAAGGGAAGACCAACGGACCACUCGUGGAGCUGAUUUGCCGUUUGUAGAGGAUGCUAAAGGGCAAUCUGGCAGCCCGGCUGCCCCCCCCCCCCCCCCCCCCGUCUCGUUUGACGAUAUUCCUUCCCUUUGACUUCAAAAAUGAAAAAAAAAUGCAUGCUUUGUGUACAGAAAGUGCCUUUUUACUGUACAUAAUUUCCAAAUGCGCCUUCUUCCUCACACUAUGAAUCACCUUUAUUCCCUGUAAGUAUAGCGAGCAACUUUAUUACUUGUUGAGUUUCCCUCUUAUUCAUUGGCUAAGUGACCCCCCCCCCCCCCCCCCCCCACCACCACACCACCUCCCCCUUUGUAAGCGUGUCGGUUGAUUUCUGCGAGACUUUGAGAGCACGAAAGAAUCUCACCGUCAUCAGAAAGCGCCACCUGCCGCGAGUUCAUCGACACUGGCGUCAACCGCUUGCGGUUUCGGAGGAGGCAAAGCGGCGCCGCACCCCCCCGCCCCCUUCCCACUGCACCGAAAAUAUUGGAAAUCACAAUUACGAUCUGUGUUUUUUUGAAUUAUUAUUAUUAUUUUUAAAUCUGACAACUGGAAUGUGGGUUUAAUAUUUGGGGACAGCAACCCCACCUCAGUGCAAAAAGACAUUUCCAGUACAAUCGUCACAGCGGAGUUCCUUGGAACAGUUAACGAAAUUGUCCUGUCCUGUUUGUUAUUAUGCUCUUUUUUGUUUUUUGUUUUUGGAGGUACUGAGAUUCAUAGUGAAUAUGUCAAAAGUGUCCUGAAUAAAGGUCCGAAUUUUUACAUUGAGGGAAACUAUAAAAAGCACAACUUGACUGUUCACUUUGUACCGUUUGGCUCAGAUCAUCCUCAAGCUUUUCUUGGUGGGGGGAGAGGGGGGGCUUCUACUUAACCUGAAUGUGGAAUUGUUAUAUUUUCUGAUUUGGGCCUUUGCGUUUAACAUUGAAAUCUCUUUGCAUUUGUUCCUUCGGAACGAUGAAAUCGAUAUCAUGUCAUCGUUUUCUUACAAAAUUGAAAUCCAUCCCAAAAAAAAGAACAGAAGAACAAAGUGUCGCAAUGCACAUCGAAAAACAUUUCGGCUUGAUCUGCACCGCGGUGGGAAGAGGCGGUUUAUUUGGUUUCAUCAAAUGGAGAAAAGUCAUAAUUGCAACAUCCAAAAUGUGUCUUUGUUUCUACCCGAGAAAACUUUCUUUGUAACAGAUAAGUUAUUUGUAAAAAAAAAAAAAAAAAAGAUAAUAAUACAAA